This is a messenger RNA of Microsporum canis CBS 113480, 693 nucleotides long. RefSeq lists its product as uncharacterized. The transcript has a single exon. Bases 1 to 693 code for a protein of 230 amino acids. The record is from RefSeq and is a predicted model, not a curated record. NCBI's taxonomy places the organism in Eukaryota, Fungi, Ascomycota, Eurotiomycetes, Onygenales, Arthrodermataceae.
AUGGUUACGACACCAGGGGGUCCGGAGGAAAAGCUCAUGAAGGAGUUACAAACCUCAGACAUGGUCUUUGAUCAGAGCCAACGCUCAUUCGGGAACAAAGCCGGCGUCGGUUUACUCCAAGAGUUACGAAACAUACGCGAAGAAAAUAGGGAAUUUCGAAGCAGAAUCGAAGAAUCAACCAGGAGAAUUGAGGAAUCAAACAGGGAGUCACAAAAAAGAAUCGACCGAACAUAUAGAGCAGCUAUGAUGAGUGUUAUGACCCUCCGUGCUCCAAUUUACCAUCUGCAUUCAGGUGGCCAGAUCGGCCCAGAGUACAGAAGACGGAGAAAUGCAGUCGCCCAUGGUGGCUCUGUGCUCACAGACAUAUCGAUCUUACAUUAUCUCGACGAUACAGCUGCUUUUACGCGAUGGGCUACCGGAUUUGAAGAGAUAUAUUGUAUGCCGUUCCGUUAUACCCAAACACUAUCUGAAAGCUCAAAGAUGGUUGUAUUGCUAAACAUCCAUGCCGAUGUUCUACUCCUCGGGACCUACUCUACCUAUCAAAAUAGCGAGGAAAUAAAAAGGAAAUGCAAGUCGAUCAUUAGGUUAUGGAAGAAUGCGUUUGAUACGCAACGUGAUCCAAAUGGCAUUUUCGAGGGAGCAGCUGUUGCGAAAGUGUAUGAUAGUAUCGUCCAGUGGUUUUAUGCAGUGUAG